This is a messenger RNA of Osmerus eperlanus (European smelt), 2211 nucleotides long. It is a transcript of the gene p2rx8, whose product is annotated as purinergic receptor P2X, ligand-gated ion channel, 8. Gene Ontology annotation, biological process: calcium ion transmembrane transport; response to ATP. Gene Ontology annotation, molecular function: purinergic nucleotide receptor activity; extracellularly ATP-gated monoatomic cation channel activity. The transcript is spliced from 13 exons. Lineage: Eukaryota; Metazoa; Chordata; Actinopteri; Osmeriformes; Osmeridae. Bases 264 to 1490 code for a protein of 408 amino acids. Gene Ontology annotation, cellular component: nuclear inner membrane; plasma membrane. The record is from RefSeq and is a predicted model, not a curated record.
AAGCGUACGUUCCAAUGGAAUUUGAAUAAGAGUUUGAAUAGGGUGUGUGAUAAUAAUCAAUGGUCAAUGCAUUCGUAAGCCUUUUAGUUUGCUUAUUGGUACAAUCAAGCAGCGCAAUUCCUAAAAGGAUGGCUAUUCGAUGUAACUUUGAUGACACCGGACUGCGACGACUGCAGCUUUUAGUUUCGCUGUGUCUGCAGAUGGGCUAGACGACUACCGUCACUGCAUAGAGUUCGUUUGCUUGCUGUCGACAAAACGCUAAAAUGUCCGGGAAUUACUGGAAAACACAAUUUUUUUCCUUGUUUGACUAUAAGACUGAAAAAUAUAUAAUUGCCAAGAACAAGACAGUCGGCGUUUUAUACAGACUUGUACAAUUAUUCAUCAUUGGAUACAUUAUUGGGUGGGUUUUCCUGACCAAGAAGGGCUAUCAAGAAACAGAAGAAUCCAUCCAGAGUUCUGUGAUUACUAAACUGAAGGGUGUGACUGUCACUAACACGACAGAGUCUGGGCUACUGGUUUGGGGGCCUGAAGACUAUGUCAUUCCUCCUUAUGGUGAUGCAGCACUAUUCAUUGUAACUAACUUUAUAGAAACACCAAACCAGAAGCUGGACUUCUGUGCUGAGAGCUUCAAGGUGUUGGACGGCCUCUGCAGGGCAAAUGAGGACUGUGUGGAGGGAGAAACGGUUGUUGCCGGUAACGGUGUUAUGAGUGGUCGCUGUUUAAAAAGGGAUAGGAACUCUACUGGUACCUGUGAAAUAUAUGGCUGGUGUCCUGUAGAGAGAAAGACCCAACCACAGGGCCCUAUAUUAAGAAAAGCAGAGAACUUCACUAUUUACAUAAAGAAUUUCAUCAGAUUUCCAAAAUUUUCUUUCUCAAAAUCCAAUGUUCUGGACACAUCUAACGAUUCAUAUCUAAAAACAUGUCUGUAUGACGAGGUCCUCCACCCCUACUGCCCUAUAUUCCGCCUGGGAGACAUUACAAACCGAACGGGACACAGCUUCCAAGACAUGGCCUUGAGAGGUGGUUCAGUAGGCAUUCUGAUAGAGUGGAAUUGUGACCUUGACAAGAGCUCCUCUAAAUGCCAUCCACGCUAUCGUUUCACUCGCCUGGACAUCAGUGCUUCCAGUGACUCCAUUACAUCAGGUUUCAACUUCAGACAUGCUCGCUAUUACAAAAAUGCUGCAGGGGAAAGCUACCGAACUCUAUUUAAAGUGUACGGUGUCCGCCUAGAUAUUAUGGUGAAUGGAAAGGCUGGGAAGUUCAGCAUAAUUCCUACGGUUAUCAAUAUAGGCUCAGGAGUCGCUUUGAUGGGUGCUGGAGUGUUCCUCUGUGACAUGGUCCUGCUUUACCUCAUGAAGAAGAGUGAGUUCUACCGAGAGAGGAAGUUUGAAGUGCCUAGGAAAAAUAAGAGUCUAAAAAACCAUAACAAAAUAGAGGACACAAAACGGCUGGAACAGCAACAGCUCACUGACCUAUCACCAGAGACAUAGUAGCCAUGAUGGCUCAACGUCUCCUAUCACCAAAGGCUUAGUUGUCAUGGUAGCAACUCAGCGAAGAAUCAACAGUGGCUACUUAAAUGUAGAAAGUUAUUUGUCUGAUACUUGAGACAAAUAAUGCUUGUACACACUGGUAUCAGACCACUGACCUGGAGCAGGCCAAAAUGCUAAAACAGGACUGGAAAGGAAACAUUUGAAAAUACAUUGGAUUGAAGUGAUGAUGGAUACUUUUAUGGAUGGAUACUAGUAUUUUUCCAUUGUGGAUAAGCUUUCAACAUGCUGACCUCACCAUUUUAAGCAGCUGCAUUCUUGAGUUAUUUGUUUUUCUCUGGAUUUUCAAUUAUUUUUGUUUCUGUGCUGUCUCCGCUAGUCUUAAACUCUAUGCUCUUCUGAUUGAUCACUUUAAUUGUGAGACACCUUAUCAUUUUGGACAAGUACUGUAUUGAUAAAUACAAAUUAUUACAAAAAUCAUUUUUGAAAUAUUUGACCAUUUUAUAAUGUUCUUACAAAGUUGAUGAAAGGUAGCCUUGUAGGCAGGUACUCUGUUGAAGUUUAAAACUAUUGGAUCUGCCCAGAGCCACUCUGAUCUGCUAUAACCAAUCGCUAGCGUUCGCCUUAGCCAAUUCCUUCACCACUACUGUAACAGAGCUAGCUGCCGUAGCUGGAAAAUCAAACUGUUCCCGAACCCCGUGGGGAGGAGGGCCACAACAUCAUG